AUGGCAGAGCCCAUCCAGCAGCUGACAAGGAACAACAAUCCCCAGGAGAGACAGGCCAUCCCCUUCACCCUGAUCCAGCGCAAAGAGAAGCUUGGAGAUCUGCUGUACGAAAAACGCCAGUACGGAAAAGCCAAGUGGGCUUGCAUCAAAAUGAAAGAAAAACAGUAUGAACAGAGCAUAUGCCUUGGAUUCAUGAAGCUCAUGAGGUACAUUUGUGAGCAGAACUCCUCAGGCCUGUACUUGGGGAUAACAAUACCCAUCGUGACCGUGGUCCACACAAAUGAAUCUCAGUCGGAGAUAACGCCCUUGGUGACAGUAGCGUACUACCUGCCCGAAGUGCUGCAGGACGAGCCACCUCAUCCUUUUGACUCGGACAUAAUCAUCGAAGAAUGGCCUUCUACUAUUGUGUAUAGUAGGGGCUUCAGAGGAAUUACCAAUGAAGACUCUAUAAUGAGAGAAAUAAACCUGCUGGCGGAAAUUCUGGAGAGUCCCGAGCUGUGUUUGCAGGAUACGUUCAUCAUCGCAGGCUACACAAACCCAGCUGCUGCCAACCGACACAACGAGAUCUGGUUCCUCCAGAGACCAUAG
Apaloderma vittatum (bar-tailed trogon) is the source of this 588-nucleotide messenger RNA. RefSeq names its product heme-binding protein 2-like. NCBI's taxonomy places the organism in Eukaryota, Metazoa, Chordata, Aves, Trogoniformes, Trogonidae. The record is from RefSeq and is a predicted model, not a curated record. The coding region runs from base 1 to 588 and encodes 195 amino acids. The transcript is spliced from 4 exons.